UUAUUUAGCCCAGUGGCAUGUGCUCAACUGAAUUGAACUGUGUUGUUUCUGGGCACCAGUUGUUUUUUGUUAGGUCCGUAUUCUGUGAUGCAGUUUCAAUUCCUAAUACUGUCUGUUUACAUAUAUAUGGUUCUUUAGUCUUUUGCACCGCUACGCGCAGCCCCCUUCCACUGCCCCCUUCCACCGUGGUGUACGUGCGCAAAGCAGAACGGCUUGUGGCGGACUGGGUGUUACAGAAUGGCGCCCCCUGUAGAUGAGUGUGAGAAGGACACCCUGAGGCAGUGCCUGCAGGCACGCUCCCAGCUGGAGACGGCCAUCUCUGCGGUGACCAGGGCGGAGCUACAGCUGCACGACAAUGCCAGAGAGGUGAAGUCCCAGCUCCACAGCUGUAUCAGCCGACACCUGGAGUUCCUGCGCUCUCGUGAGGUCUGGCUGCUCGAGCAAAUUGAGAUCAUCCAGCACCUCAAAGAGGAGUCCCUGCAGCAGCAGCUACAGCAGCUCCACUGGCUCCUGGGUCAGUUUAGUGUUGUGGUUCAGCAGCUGGAGAGUUCUAACAGCAACAGCCUGGCCAACCAGAUCACCACCUGCCUGGAGAAGUUGUCCAGUCUGAGCCUGAACCCCGCGGAGACCCCUGAGAUGAGUUUCCAGGCUGACGCCCGCUCCCUGCGCCAGGCCAUCACCUCCUUCGGGAACAUCGCCACUGAGGAGAUGGAGUGCCUACCAGCGGUUCUCAGUCCUCCAGAGAGUUCCGGGCCUUUCCUCAGUGCCUGGCUUCUGCAGAACUGCCCUUUGGCCCCGCAGCAGCACAGCGAGAGAGCCAAGCCCCUUGCAGAUUGGCUGCUGGGGAGCCGUCCUGUGACCGUGUGCCCUGCUGCUUACCAGUCAAGCACCGACCCCCAGGACUGGCUGCUGAGACCGGGGGAGAGGGGACAGGUUCCCCCACCUUUGGCCCACUUCGAUUUAGAGGCGGCUUGGGGCCAGCUCUGUGACCUGGAGGCCUGGCUGCUGCCGGACAGAGCGCCCCCUAGGGACCGCACCCUGAGUGACGUCAGCACCACCAGCAGCAGCAGCAGCUCUGCACUGUCCAUAGAGAAGAUAGAAGAGUCAGAGCUGAAUUACAGUGAAGAGGAAGAGGAGGAGAGAGAGGGGAGCAGCAGCAAUAGUGUGGACCUCGGUGACUGGCUCAUCACCCCCACUGCAGGAGACAUGGAGAACUACACACACAGCAGCAGCACCCCCACUGGAGAAACGGAGAAUAACAGCAAGAAGAACCAACAAGCGCUCGUCAGCGACCUCUUCAGACCUUUCCACGAGACCUUCUCCUCCAGUGAUUGGCUGCCCAAGACUGAAGGGGGGUGUGGCUCCUGCUGCGUCACCAAGACCGUAGCAAUCGAGAUCGAGAACCUGGGGAACCUCAAGUGUCUGAAGCAGAGCCCCUCCUCUCCCACUCUGGGCUCGGCUGGCCAGGCCUGGCUCCUGCAGCAGCAGACGGCUCCUCCUCCAAUCAGAGUGGAGCAGGUGUGCAAGGCCAACGAGCCGUGCAAGAGCUUCUCGGAGUGUGUGUGCGAGGAGAACUGCGGUAAGGAGGCUCUGCGGUCCUGGCUGCUCAAGCAGGAAGGGCGAGACAAGAAUGGGGUGCCUGCUGCCGCUGACAAGAACGGGGUUAACCCCGACUGCGUGGGGGCCCUGCUGAAUAGCUGGCUGGACCCUAGCAGGAAGGAGGCCUCCUCCCCUCUUUCUACCUGGGUCUGCCCCUCCGCACAGGUCCAGGAGAAGGCCAGUCGAGAGGAGCAGAGCUCGGAGUCCAAGAGCCCCUUCCACAGCCCUCUGAGCUCCCAGUGCUGGGUGCUGCCCCACUCCCACUCCCAGCCCCAGUCUACCCUCCCCGCAGAGCAGAGCCCCUUCCUCAACCCCCUGUGCUCAGAGAGCUGGGUCCUACCCCAGUCACACUCCCUCUCCCAGCCCCAGCCUGAGAAGCACAGCCACUCUGACACAGCGGCUCCAGAGGAGGACAAGUGGCUGCUCCGCAAGAGAGCUCAUGUGAGUGCACAGGAGCGAUAUGGACUGCCUUCGGUCUGCGACCUGUUUGCCUGCAUGAAACUCAAUGUAGACAAAGAGCAGUGGCUGUACAGGACACCUAUACAGAUGUGAGGUGACCCAGAAAACCAUCCUGCCAAGAUUUGGGGAGAUUUGUGCGGUGCCACCUCCUAAUGAAGAGCCACUCAAUCGCUACUCGACGCACACGUUUACCCAUGGCCUGCUCCUUCUCUCGCUUCUCUGUUAAAUUCGUCUUCCUCCUUCUCCUCCUCUGUAUGUCUGUCUGUCUGUCUGUCUCUGGGCUGCGUUAUCUCCUUUCGUACUUAGUGUAAUGAUCUGCAGCUCUGAGCAGGAGGAACAGGAUUGACCCUGCUGCAUUGUGUUCCCAAACCAAGGGUCCAAGUCCAGAUAACAAAGGAGGGUGGGGGACUUAACCAGAAGGGGAGCACAGUGGUAGUUCAAUCCAGUCCUGCAGUAUCACCUGCAAUCCAGGGUUUUGUUUCAACCAUAAACUGAAUAUUGUGAGUGUGUCCUGUCUUGUCACUGUGGACAAAUUGUACAUGUAAUACUGUGGAGGGGGUGAUUUGCCCACAGGGGGAAUAUAGGCCUCUGUCUUAUUUAUCUAUGACAAAUCUCUAGUAUCUAUGAAAACAUGCAGACUGAGAAUCUAAGACUUGAGUCGUCAGGCUAGAGAUGUGUACACCAGGCUACUAGAUCGGUUUUAAUAAGGAACUGGUUGGAACAAAAGCCAGGAAAGACCAUUUGGGAGGAGUGGGGUUGAGAACCACAGUGCAAUGAAACUGAAGGGCAGCCGGCCCAGGUUGUACACAAAGGAGUAAGUCCAGUCUAGGUUUUGUGUGCCUGUUAACUGUGCUUUUGUCUUUUCUCUGGUACCAGAGAUGAUUAUAAUUAACAGCCACAUUGGGCUCUAAUACAAAAAACAAAAUGAUAGUUUCAGGGCCUAUAGUACUGGAACAACCCUCUUUUGAGAUUUGGGACUAAGCUGCAAUAGGGUAUUUUUAAUACAUAAAAUAAUUUUCAGUUUUUCUUUUUAAUUUGUAAGAAGUCAGACUUGUGUGGUUUCAGGUUGAUGCUGUGACUUAACCUUUUAAUUCUGGUUGAAUUUUCAGCCGACGCCAUCAGACUGCCACGGUGGUUGUUAGUUCAGUAGGGCUGUGAAACUCUGGCAUGCAUUCACUGUUCUCUUUGCAAUCACAGAGUGGACCAGUCUAAGUGCACUGAUAUCCCAUGUGUAAUUGACCAUGGAAAACAGGUCAGUUACCCUGGAGGUAAAGCCAACUGCAAGCAUAUCGGUGCUUUAAUGAAAUGAGGAACUACACAUCUUUGAGUAAGAAGACCAUUUUAAAUGAGUGUUUUGGAUGCUGUGUUGUACACAUUAGGCAUAGCAAACCUCCAGAGAGCAACUCUCUGCAGGUACAUACUGUAGGGGGAUUACUACUCUCCUGAUUAGGAGCCUGAUGGACAAGCUCCCUCCUGGUCAAGGGUUACUAUAACUUGCUGAUACAGUGCAAUGUCCAAAUUGUGACUGAAGCGUUUUGUUUCAGUAUUAUCUGUUGCCACAGAAUAUGGUGCCGAUCUAUCUACCCAACAGCGUGGUAGUUUCUGUGUAAUCUUUGUCUUGUGUUUAAACAGUGGAGUCAGUCUCCCUGCUGUGCCCCACACACUUUGUGGUGAGAACAGGAUCUGCAGUACUCGGUGCAAAGUCGCUACAGCUCAACACUUGCAGAGUCUGUAGGUUUAGAUGAAUGGAUAUUCCUGGUCUUUCUGAAACAGUCAUAUCUGUUAUUAUUAUUUAUUUCUUAGCAGACGUCCUUAUCCAGGGCGACUUAAAAUUGUUAUCAGAUAUCACAUUAUUUUUACUUACAAUUGCCCAUUUAUACAAUUGGGUUUUUACUGGAGCAAUCUAGGUAAAGUGUCCCCCACCUGGGAUUGAACCCACAACCCUCCAGUCAAGAGUCCAGAGCCCUAACCAUUACUCCACACUGCUGUUCAUUGAGUUGUGGGGGAGCAGCAUUUUUGCCUUGAUUUGUUUAUUUUUGAGGGGUAAAUCCCUCUUUACUCCAUGUUUCUUUGUUGGUGUAAAGUGUGCAGCAAGGUGUUGUGGUGCCAGCCCCUCCUUUCCUCUGACUGAAACAUGCCAUACCAUAAAAGGGUGGUCAUCAUCAUGAUUAUACAUGUGCUUUAUCAUCCUAUAUAGAAUAAAACCUUAUAUAUUAUAUUGCAUAUUCAUGUUUUAAAAGCUGUGAUCUAGGCAUAUAUAUCAAACUUAAUAAAACAUUUAACUGAAUCAA
Molecule: messenger RNA, 4349 nt
Organism: Acipenser ruthenus (sterlet)
Lineage: Eukaryota; Metazoa; Chordata; Actinopteri; Acipenseriformes; Acipenseridae
Product: nuclear receptor coactivator 4-like
Exons: 10
Coding region: 238-2151 (637 amino acids)
Biological process (GO): response to hormone; intracellular iron ion homeostasis
Molecular function (GO): transcription coactivator activity
Source: RefSeq, a predicted model, not a curated record